This is a messenger RNA of Toxoplasma gondii ME49, 1034 nucleotides long. RefSeq lists its product as hypothetical. The transcript has a single exon. Bases 71 to 865 code for a protein of 264 amino acids. The record is from RefSeq and is a predicted model, not a curated record. NCBI's taxonomy places the organism in Eukaryota, Apicomplexa, Conoidasida, Eucoccidiorida, Sarcocystidae.
UUCCUUUUUCCUUUUCCGUUUUUUCGGCAUUUGUCCAAGAGCCAGGAGGUUGCGUGAACUCUUGAAAGGGAUGCAUCUAAAUCGGCCUUCCGUGAGAUGCAAAAACUCUCUUUUCCUCGAGAGCACUUGCAUUGUCUUUGCGUGUCGCUACAGCCCGUUCCCGGUUUUCUUUCCCUUCUUCUCUCCUUUUCUCUCUUCCUUUCCUCUUCUUGCUCGACUGCUUCUCCUCUUCUCCGUCGCGUCUUUCUCGGCGGACGACUUCCAGUCUUCUCUCGAACAGUUCCCUCCAGCAGCGCAGCUUUGUUUCUGGCUCGCCGAAGAGGUAGCGACCUUGUUCGGGGCACCGAAGAGAAUUCAGCUGUCUCUGCUUUCGUCUGCGAUAGAAAAAGAGGAAGGACGCGCGCAAUUAGGCAUAUCGGUCUCACAAGCAUCCUCCCUCUCCUCUUUUUUUUUCUCUCGUCUGCGUUCUUUCCGCCUUCUCGCCGCUUCUCCAGCCACCUUCCUAAACAAGGACAGCGAGGCUCGUCCUUCGUUCAUUUUUCUUUCCUGGAGGACGAUCAAAGACAGAACCGUUCCUCUCUCACACCUCCAGUGCCGCUUCAGCUCUGUCCUCGCCUCUCUCUCCCUUUCUUCGCCUCGUCUUCCUCGCCGCUUGGCCGCUCUCUCUUCCGAGAACGACCUGAAGGCGCGGUUCGUGAAUCGAACUCGUUCAGCCUCGAAGGCAGGCCAGGGUGAAGGCGAUGGACAGCGGUGUCGCACUCUCGUCUACACAGCACUCGGCUUCAGUGUCUCGAGCAAGUCUUUCCAGUUUUUUUCUGUCGCGUUCCCCGAGCUUCUCUCGCCCCCCCCCGUCUCUCAACGCUGAAGGAAUGAGCGGAGAGCUUUGCAGGUGAACUUCCUUCGCCGCGGAGAAACCAUGGGAGAUCCGCAGCAACAGGCCUGUGUCGGGGGAGGCUGGAUUGGUGGUGCCUGCAUUUUCUCGCACUGGGUGAGAAGACUUUUCUUCGUUUGGUAGCCUCUACUCCCCUUUCUCA